AUGGCUGCUGACAUCAUGGAGCAUGACUACGAAAAUCAUUUCUGGUUAGUCUUCUUUUUUCAGGUAUCUUCGUUUGUGUCAAACGGGUCAACGCUGGAUUCUGGAUGGGCUCUUGCUAGAGGGACCUUAGAGUUGCUCUCUGAAAUCCACAUCAUGUUGGUGAAAAACCUCCAAGAUUUGGCCAAGGAGGUCGCUAAAUACAAGGAGGAUCUCACAAAAGUUCGCAAGGAAGCAAAGCAGCAAGACAUUUUGGAUGCUGUCAAUCUGAUGCAGACUACAACUACAUGCCUACAAAAGUCUAUUCCAUUUGGAUUGCUAGUGUUCGCUGGAAGAUUAUGUCUUAUUCUAACUGAGAUCUUUUGCAGUCGAAAGGAAACAUAUUAUGCCCGGUGCGCUGAAUUGGAAAAACUAAAGAAGGAGGCAAAUGUCAAUCCCAAAGAGGUUGCAAAGAUGGAAUCGAAGAUGUUCAAGUCCAGGGAAGAGUACAGAUCGUAUGUUGACAAGUAUGAGACGGUACGAAACGAUUUCGAAGAAAAGAUGGAACGUGCUUGUAAGAUGUUCCAAGCUCAUGACAGAUCGCACUUUGCUGCUCUACAGCAGUUUUUGUUGAUGUAUGCCGGGCACCAACAAGAGGCUACUUGUGCGGCUCAACAAGUAGCUGGUCAGUUUCGAGAAUCCUUACAGCAGCUCAGUGUGGAUGAAAUGGUGGCACGCUUCGUUCGAAACAAGGGCACAGGAGCCGAAAGACCGCAACCUGCUGUUUUUGAAGAGCCAGCGGACUACUGCGUCACAUCUGAUGAUGAGAUUCAUCGUCGGCCAAGUGGCUCAAUGCCUUCCUCUAGCUGUUCAUCUGGUGUAGUGCCUUCAAAUCCUCCUCCAGCUCCUCCGACUGCGGACGGUUUACUAUCACUGGAUUCUAUUGAUGCUUGGGAUAAUAGAGAAACGCAUGUGCAGCCAUCUCCCCAACUGCAUCUCAUAGCAGCGAUUCCACUACCGGUACCGUGCCUGCCGUCGCCCCAUUUUCUUCUUCAUGAGCACAGAGCUCUUGGAAGACAAAAACUUUCUUUAUUCCUUCCAAAACGGAAGAAGACUAUUUCGCAAAGCAGUGCCAAUGACGAACACGAGGCAACAGGAGAAGGAAUUUUUUAA
This is a messenger RNA of Ostertagia ostertagi, 1149 nucleotides long. The record is from the annotation of a GenBank genome assembly. Lineage: Eukaryota; Metazoa; Nematoda; Chromadorea; Rhabditida; Trichostrongylidae.